UCACAGACAAGGAGGGAAGGGGACAUGAUAUGUGUGUCUGACACUAAGCUAGCCCUGGCGGAUGCAUCAUAUCAUGUCCCAUUACACUUUUUACCUUUCAGUCCGAGAGAGAGAGAGAGAGCGUUUGAUGCAAUUCGGCUUCAAUUAAAUCAACACUGCCCGUUUUUCGUGAAAAAGGAAUUGCUUCAUCGAAUCUAUCCCCAUGGCAUAACCCCCCUUUUGCUGUUCCCAAACAUACUACACUCUCUCCCUGCUUUACCCUUUACCCUUUACCCUCUUUUGCUUUGACUUGUUUCUUCAGAAGCAUACUGAAUCAUCUUCUUUGAUCUACCUAACAGCACCCCUCCAUUUCCUCCUGCACCCCAUCUUCUCUUGCCUUUCUUUCUUCUCUCUCACUCUCCCACUGUAAUCAUUCCUCGGGUUUCCUUUCAUCUUUACCUAAAACUAUGGGGCUACUUGCUUCUCCAUCACUACUAGUUUUCUGGCAAUAUCUCUAAUGGGAUAUGUUUGUCCUUUUUUGGGUUUUCAAUCUCUGGGAAGUCUUCACCUUUUGUACACUGACUGCGAUGCUUUGACCAGUGAGAAAGUUGCUGUCUUUUGGGCUCCAACCUCACUGCUUUUUCCUCAAAAACUUGUUAUUUGAAGAGGAGGCUCAGAUAAUGGCAUUUUUAUACUUGUCAUUUUUUGUGGUUGGGAUUCUAUCAGGACCAGUUCUUGUGGAUGCUCAGCUCCAUGAUGAAGCUACAUUGUUAGCCAUUAAAAAGGAGCUGGGUGGUGUACCGGGUUGGGGUGACAACAGCACGGACUACUGCAAUUGGGAAGGCAUUCAUUGUGGCUUCAGCCAUUCAUUUGUUGAAAGGCUUGAUCUUUCUAGGCGUAUGCUUAGAGGUAAUGUUACUCUAAUAUCUAAUCUUAAAGCUUUAAAACACCUUGACCUUUCUUAUAAUAACUUCAACGGGCCAAUUCCUUCAGCUUUUGGGAAUUUAUCCCAGCUUCAAUAUCUGGAUUUGUCAUUGAAUAAGUUUGAAGGUUCUAUUCCGUUGGAGUUGGCUGGUCUUAGAAACCUUAGAUCAUUGAACUUGUCAAACAACUUACUUGUAGGAGAGAUACCUCAAGAAUUCAAGGUGCUAGAAAAUUUGCAGGAAAUUCAGAUUUCUAGCAAUAGGUUGAGUGGUUCUAUCCCACAUUGGGUGGGCCAUUUGACCAAUUUGAGAAUUUUUACAGCCUAUGAGAACCAAUUAGGUGGUGAAAUUCCUGAUAAUCUAGGCUCCCUUUCUGAACUCAAAUUGCUGAACCUUCAUUCUAACCGGCUUGAUGGUCCAAUACCAAAGAGCAUUUUUGGUAUGGGGAAGCUGGAAGUUUUGGUUCUCACCCAGAAUGGACUCACCGGUGAUCUUCCUGAAGCAAUUGGUAAGUGCAUUGGCCUCUCAAGCAUCCGUAUCGGGAAUAACAAACUUGUUGGUGUGAUUCCCAGUACAAUUGGAAAUGUUAGCAGCCUCACAUACUUUGAAGCAGAUAAUAACAAUCUCUCUGGUGAAAUCGUCUCGGAGUUUGCUCAGUGUACUAAUCUUACACUCCUAAAUUUGGCCUACAAUGGAUUUACUGGAAUAAUCCCUCCGGAGAUUGGACAACUUACGAAUCUUCAAGAGCUCAUUCUUUCUGGGAACAGUCUGUUAGGUAAUAUUCCAACAUCAAUUCUCGGGUGCAAGAAUCUUAACAAGCUUGAUUUAAGCAACAACAGAUUUAAUGGUACCAUACCCAAUGAUAUUUGCAAUAUGACAAGAUUGCAGUACUUGCUCUUGGGACAGAAUUCUAUCCAAGGGGAAAUACCUCAUGAGAUUGGAGACUGUGUGAAACUGCUUGAAUUGCAACUUUGCAGCAACUAUAUAACUGGAAGUAUCCCUCCUGAGAUUGGCCGUAUUCGCAACUUGCAGAUAGCUUUAAAUUUGAGUUUCAAUCAUCUUCAUGGUCAACUGCCACCGGAAUUAGGGAAACUAGACAAGUUGGUUUCUCUUGAUGUCUCCAGUAACCAGAUUAGUGGUGAUAUUCCACCUGAAUUUAAGGGUAUGUUGAGCUUGAUAGAAGUCAAUUUCUCAAAUAAUCUGCUUGCUGGCCCGAUACCGACAUUUGUACCAUUCCAGAAGAGUACAAACUCCAGCUUUCAAGGAAAUAAAGGGCUCUGCGGGGAGCCAUUGAAUUUCUUAUGUGCUAACUCUAUUGGUUCAGACCAGGCGAACUACCACCAUAGGGUUUCCUACAGGAUUAUACUAGCUGUUAUUGGUUCAGGUCUUGCGGUGUUUGUAUCAGUCAUAAUGGUGGUUCUGCUCUUUAUGAUGAGGGAGAGACAAGAAAAGGCAUCAAAAAGUGUAGACAUUGUAGACGAAGCAACCGACAACCAACCAACAAUAAUAGCAGCGAAUGUGUUUGUGGGGAAUCUCAGGCAGGCAAUAGAUCUCGAUGCUGUAAUCAAAGCCACUUCAAAGGAUUCAAAUAAGAUCAACAGUGGGACUUUCAGCACCAUUUACAAGGCAGUCAUGCCUUCUGGAUUGGUUUUGUCAGUGAAGAGACUGAAAUCAAUGGACAGAACCAUAAUUCAUCAUCAAAAUAAGAUGAUAAGGGAGCUUGAAAGACUAAGCAAGCUCAAUCAUGACAAUCUUGUACGACCGAUUGGUUUUGUCAUCUACGAAGAUGUUGCUCUUCUGUUGCAUCAAUAUUUACCCAAUGGCACACUAGCUGAACUUCUUCACGAGUCCUCAAAGCAGUCGGAGUAUCAGCCUGACUGGCCCAGAAGACUAUCGAUUGCUAUUGGAGUAGCAGAAGGAUUGGCUUUCCUUCAUCAUGUGGCAAUUAUCCACCUUGAUAUCUCUUCGGAUAAUGUACUUCUGGAUGCAGACUUUAAGCCAUUGCUUGGGGAGAUAGAAAUAUCAAAGCUCUUAGAUCCAUCCAAGGGCACUGCAAGUAUUAGUGCUGUAGCCGGCUCCUUUGGCUAUAUCCCCCCAGAAUAUGCGUAUACAAUGCAAGUCACUGCACCAGGAAAUGUAUAUAGCUACGGUGUUGUGUUGCUUGAGAUCCUCACCACCCGAAUACCAGUUGACGAUGAUUUCGGUGAAGGAGUAGACUUGGUGAAAUGGGUUCACGGGGCUCCGGUGAGAGGGGAAACCCCUGAGCAGAUACUUGAUGCAAAGUUAAGCACUGUUUCAUUUGGUUGGAGGAGAGAAAUGCUUGCAGCUUUGAAGGUGGCUUUGCUAUGCACCGACAGCACACCUGCCAAACGACCAAAGAUGAAGAAGGUAGUGGAAAUGCUGCAAGAAAUAAGGCAAAACUGAUCAACAAGCUAAGAUGUUUACAUUCUGAAA
Messenger RNA from Gossypium raimondii (Peruvian cotton), 3356 nucleotides. Its product is annotated as leucine-rich repeat receptor-like tyrosine-protein kinase PXC3. Lineage: Eukaryota; Viridiplantae; Streptophyta; Magnoliopsida; Malvales; Malvaceae. Gene Ontology annotation, molecular function: protein kinase activity; ATP binding; protein binding. Bases 660 to 3326 code for a protein of 888 amino acids. The record is from RefSeq and is a predicted model, not a curated record. Gene Ontology annotation, biological process: hormone-mediated signaling pathway; protein phosphorylation. Gene Ontology annotation, cellular component: plasma membrane. The transcript is spliced from 2 exons.